Molecule: messenger RNA, 3316 nt
Organism: Coregonus sp. 'balchen'
Lineage: Eukaryota; Metazoa; Chordata; Actinopteri; Salmoniformes; Salmonidae
Source: the annotation of a GenBank genome assembly
CUAACGUUAGCUAGCUGGCUAAAUUAGCUUAGUAGUUAGAUAUCUAACAGCCAGCCCUCUGUUCAGUAGAUAAUGGCCUCGACCGAACGGUUGAGUGCCUUGCGAGAGCGCAACAAAGACUUGUUGAUGCAAUUGAGGCACCAAACCGAAAGACUAUUGACUAUCACCGGCACCAAAGGCAGCUCGGAGAAUGAUUCAAACCGGACAGCACAAAACAACACAACAAAAAACCCAGGUCAGAAUAAAGAAAAAAGCCCCUCUGCAGAGAACAUGGUGACCCUGGUAGAUGGUGACUUAUGUACUGCCAGGUCUGUUCUCAGUAAACCUACUGUACAGUUCAAGGAGAGAGACAACACUGAAACACAGACAACAGCCCCACUGAGAACUGAAGGUAGGUAACGUUAACAAGCUAGAUAUACCAAUUGAAUGCAAAGGAACUGCUGACAUUGACUAAUAUUGGCAUAUCAGUCACAUCAUAAGAUUUCCAUAGAAAUAAUGCUGAAUCCAUUUUUCCUCAGGUGAGGCAGUGGAAUCUGUGAAUGUCACCCUCUGUCAAACCUCUACACCAUACCUUAUCACGGGAACCAAGCUUAAACCAGGCCAAGCUGCAGAGCACACUACUGUUCACACAGGAUUGAUUCAAGACCGAGGCAACGGCAGUCCAGCAAGUCUUGUCAGAUCACUGGAUAUUAGGAGGCCCUAUACCAGGCCUAUUCGCUAUAAUCAGGAGAGUGACCGGGUGAGCAAAGUAAAAAGGGAGAAGGGAAAUGUUGUUAUUAUACAAGUGGUGUAAGGACAGUUCUGUUCAACAAAGUUGUUACUGUAGUAAUUACCCUAUUACUACCAUAGAUAAUAUAAAAAGAAAGGUUACUACAAACAGGUAUAUCAUCUCCCACUAAAUGGCACUGUAUUAUCAAAGUGGGGCAGUACACCCACAGAUAGAACAAUGAGGCAGAUGUUUACCAGAUUUAUAAAGCUGAAGCAUCCGGUUGGCGUUUCCACUCACAACCAAAUAUGGUGAUGAGAGGAAGCCCAGUGGCCGGCUGUGGGAGAAGAUGGAGUGAGGUGGCAUUUUGCCAACAAAAUUAAAAUAUGUUACAAACAGAGUGGACUAAGUUUAGUAGACUUUACCUUUUGCCAAAGUUUCUAAAUUGCUUUGUUUAGAAGGAAUGCAAGGGCGAAUUAAGUUAUUGCACAUUUCACAGAGUAGGCGUUCCCUAACAGAAAUAUGCAAAUGCAUGCUAGAACGUGCCAAUAGGAUCUCGGUAGCUCGUGCUUGGUACAAUUGAUUGUUGGUACAAUUGAUUGAUCUACCAUUUCCCUCACUUCUGUAUUUUUAUUGAGCAACACAUUUCACCUGUAAAAUAAAAUGUUUUGCCCUCUGCUUGUGUCCAUAGAGGGAGGUGGGUAAAGUCACAUUCCAAUCCCCUGGACUGGAGCAGACAUCAGCCUCAGACAGACAGCGUCUGCAGCCUUUACUGGGCUAUGACUGGAUAGCAGGUAUGCCAAGAAAUGAGUUCUAUACAUAAAUAAAGCUAACCCAACCAGUUUAGUUGGGUAGCAGCUAAAAUGUUACUCUGUUUGAAAUUGAUACUGUUCUCCUCCUCCCUUAGGGAUUGUGGAUGCAGAAAGCUCCUUGACAGAGCGCUCUGAGCAGUUCUUCAGUGAUCUGCGCACUUUCCGACAGGUCAACAGAGAUGAGUGUGUCCACAGCCAACAAGCAGGGUAAGUGCAUUCACUUAAUGUAAUAUAUUUUUCUUGAGCUGUGAACUUGAUUUGGGUUUCAAGUAUUUUUAACCAGAAGUUCAGACUAUAAGAGGACUAUGACUGAAAUAGAUAAUAAUUAUUAUUUAAUGAAUAACUGUUGAUUUACCCUCCUCACAGAUUAUCUGAAGAGGACCUCUCACCCCCACCACUGUCAAUAGAGAAGGAAGACCAACAGCACACCAUGGAUACUCACCAGUGUAUGAGAAACCAUAGCAAGCUUUUGGAUUAGACCUACAUAAUGUCACUAUUGCUUACUGAAGAAGAGACCCUGAAUACUGUAACUGUACUGUCUGACUCUGUUUCUCCUUGUUGUUUAGGUACGUUCUGUUACAGGAUCAACAGCCGACUGUUCCCAACCCCGUUGGAUUCUCAGGAGUCAUGCCCUGUGUGUAAGAAGCCCAAAUCCCAAAUCCCCCACACUGUGGCUGAGCCAGCCUUUAUCAGGUGAGACCACUCAUUCGUUUGGUGACACUUUUCAAAUUCUACUAAAGUGAAGUCCAUUACAAACCAGGAUGGUGUUUUAAUACCAUCCCGUUAUAACACUUGUCCUCGUCAUAAAGAAUAUGCUUUUGUUUCUGUCCCAGGGUCAGCAUCCCUCGCUCCACGCUGUUGCCAGCAUACCAGUACAAAGCCCAUCGGAGGUGUAGCUUUGACCCCUCCGACACCCUGGGUCUACCAUCGGUGAGUGUGGCCUGUGUGUUAAUAAGAGAAGACUUACUACAUCUAUAAUGUAGACAUUGAAACACGCUCCUCAAUCAUCUGAAUUCUACUGUUCUGUUAUUUGUCAUCUUGCUCAUUCUCAUUGCUUAUCCGGCCCAUAGUUCUCCCCAAACACUGUAAUAAGGUUUUAGUUCUAGUUGUAUCACAAGCCUUUGAUUUGAUGUUCCUUACAGCACUGUCUGUCAGGCUGGUCUAACACAGUCCCCAGCACUGGACCCCAGCUCAGCAGCCUGGAUCUGAGGAGCUCUGUGGACAUGAAGACAGCAUUCUGUGGAGUCCCCUCUGCACAGCCACAGUCUAAGGAGAAACUGGUGAGCCAUUGCAAGAUGAAAGAACACAUAUCACAGGUCUUGGUGGCCGCGGCAAAGAUUUCUGUAUCUUAGCAUGUGUUUGUUUGGCAUACUGGUAUGUCUGUGUCUGGUUGAUUUGGUUUUCUAUUUUUUCUCAGGAUCUUUCAGUGUCCAGAGUGUCUGGCAGUCAGCGCUCUGACCAGCUGCUCGACGUGUCUCGUUUGGCCGGCUACCGUUUCCAGCGCCUGCCUCCCAACAACAAACCACACAGCCCGUCCUACCCUGUGUUCUGACAACCUAACAGCACUAUAAAACCUGUGUAGUAUGAUGAUUUCAUAUUUUUACAUGGCUGAAAUAUUUAAUAAUGAUGCCGAAUUAACCCUCAGCAGUUUUAACGUAGGAUUCUGAAUGACAUUGUGCCUAUUGAAUCAUUCAUUUAUCUUAAUUUUCUACGAUAUACUUAUAUAAUGUGUUAAGUGCUUGAUUUUCGUGUUGAUGACCUACAGAUAUGAUUUAAGGUGCAAUAUGCAGAAAUUGCU